AUGGCAGACGCGGCUUCUCUGCGGGAGUAUCAGAUUCCCGACAUUGUGAUGAAGGGCGCGGACAUGUGCGCGGAGAGAGUCGCCUUUGCCGCGGAAGUCGCAAAGAAGGGCUACGUGUCGCUGUUGAAAAACGAUCUAAAAUACUGGCAGGAAGUUGCGCAGAUGCUGAAACAAGAUUUCGACAAAAAGUUCGACGGAACGUGGCACGUCGUCGUUGGGCAGCACUUUGGGGCCUUCGUGACUCACGAGGCGCAGCAAAUGAUCUACUUCUCCAUCGGCGCCGUCAACUUUCUCAUUUACAAACACGGAUGA
Molecule: messenger RNA, 312 nt
Organism: Besnoitia besnoiti
Lineage: Eukaryota; Apicomplexa; Conoidasida; Eucoccidiorida; Sarcocystidae
Product: dynein light chain
Exons: 1
Coding region: 1-312 (103 amino acids)
Biological process (GO): microtubule-based process
Cellular component (GO): dynein complex
Molecular function (GO): dynein intermediate chain binding; dynein light intermediate chain binding
Source: RefSeq, a predicted model, not a curated record